This is a messenger RNA of Spodoptera littoralis (African cotton leafworm), 1605 nucleotides long. NCBI's taxonomy places the organism in Eukaryota, Metazoa, Arthropoda, Insecta, Lepidoptera, Noctuidae. The record is from the annotation of a GenBank genome assembly.
AUGGAGCCGUGCAAAAUUGAAUGUCUAAGUUUUAAAGAGGAGGAAAAUAAAGAAGACAUCGAUGAAUCUUCUCCUCUCAAACCAAAUGGAGAAGAAAAUGUCAAAAGUGAAAAAGAAGAAAAACAUGAAGAAAAAAGUGAAGAAGUUAAGAAAAAGAAGCUCACAUUCAGAGAAAGGCUAAAAUUAAUAAAAGACAAUACAACGGUAGAACCUAUAAUGGCCUGCUAUGUGAUGCCCAGUGUACUUGCAUCGUUAGCUAUACAGAAUUUAAAUUUAGAAAAAGCCUGCAGAGUCAACUUGAAUUACAGCACAGAAGUGUGUGACGCUUUGAAUUUGAGACAGACAGAGAACUAUACUCUUGAAGAGCAAGCAGUACAGAAGCUGACAGCCAGUGUGGGAGUGUGGAAGAAUGUGGUGCAAACUUCUAUCCCAGUGUUACUUAUCCUUUUCGUGGGAGCCUGGAGUGACAAGACGGGGAAGAGGAAAGCAUGUAUCAUGUUGCCUAUAGUGGGAGAAUUUAUGGCAUGUCUUGGGUUCAUUGUGAAUACAUAUUUCUUCAAUUUGCCUGUAGAAGUGUCUGCGUUUACUGAAGCAAUAUUUCCUGCUAUAACGGGUGGAUGGUUCACUAAUUUUAUUGGUGUGUUCAGUUACAUUGGAGAUAUUACUACAGAGGAAAACAGGACUUAUAGAGUGGGCUUAGUAAACAUGUUCAUGUCAUUAGGCUAUCCUAUAGGUAGUGCAUUAAGCGGUGUUAUGCUCUCCUGGGUUGGAUACUAUGGUGUGUUUUCCGUAUCAGCGUCUUUGUACUUAUUUAGUUUAAUAUAUGGGUACAAAUACUUGGAAGAUCCGAAGCAAAGAGCUGUAAAGAAAAUUGAGAACAAAAAAGACAAGAAAUGUUUCCUUCGAGAAUUCUUCGAUGUUGGUCUGGUGAUGGAAACCUUCAGGGUAGCUUUUAAACAAGGUCCUGGAAACAGGAGGCUACGAGUGUGCUUACUUCUCAUUGUAGUAUGCGUUGUAUUCGGACCGAUGCAUGGUGAAUUCACCGUGAUGUAUCUGUUUACAAGAUACAGGUUUAACUGGGAUGAAGUCCAGUACAGUAUGUGGUCUACUUACUCUAUCGUCACCAAUUUGAUGGGUACAUUCUUCUCCAUAACUUUAUUCAGUAACUACAUGAAGUUGGACGACACGCUGCUUGGUAUCAUCUCCAACACCAGUAAGAUUGUCGCAGCCUUCGCAUACGCAUUUGCGAGGAAUGACUUGGAGAUUUAUUUAGCACCUCUACUGGAAAUAUUGAAUGGUACUUCGUUCAUUGCGAUGCGGUCUAUUGCUACAAAGCUGGUGGAUGGCGAAGAAUUUGGUAAAGUGAAUUCCCUGUUUGGUUUGGCAGAAGCUACGAUGCCCCUGUUAUAUGGGCCUCUGUACUCUAGGGUAUACAUGGCUACUCUUGACAUUCUGCCCGGAGCUGUAUUUUUAUUAGGCGCUGCUAUGACGUUACCUGCCAUUGCAAUAUUUGGGUGGUUGUAUUUUGAACACAAAAAGGAUAAAUUGAGAAAUGAAGCCCUAAAAGAAGACAGAGAAAAGCAACAGACAGAACAAUUGAAAUAA